GGGCCUGAGCCCCGGUCGCGGAGACCCCGACGAGCCCGGCAGGGUCACCAUUUGCAGCACGACAUGGCAGGAGCUGGAGGAGGGAAUGAUAUUCAGUGGUGUUUUUCUCAGGUGAAAGGAGCGGUAGAUGAUGAUGUAGCAGAAGCAGAUAUAAUUUCUACAGUAGAGUUUAAUCAUUCUGGAGAAUUACUAGCAACAGGAGAUAAAGGUGGGAGAGUUGUCAUCUUUCAACAAGAGCAGGAGAACAAAAUCCAGUCUCAUAGCAGAGGAGAAUACAAUGUUUACAGCACCUUCCAGAGCCAUGAGCCAGAAUUUGACUACUUGAAAAGCUUAGAAAUAGAAGAGAAGAUCAACAAAAUUAGGUGGUUACCCCAGAAAAAUGCUGCCCAGUUUUUAUUGUCUACCAACGAUAAAACAAUAAAAUUAUGGAAAAUCAGUGAAAGAGACAAAAGACCAGAAGGCUAUAACUUGAAAGAGGAAGAUGGAAGGUAUAGAGAUCCUACUACAGUUACUACACUACGGGUGCCAGUGUUCAGGCCCAUGGAUCUGAUGGUGGAGGCCAGUCCACGGAGAAUAUUUGCCAAUGCCCACACCUAUCACAUCAACUCAAUUUCUAUCAAUAGUGAUUAUGAAACCUACUUAUCAGCGGAUGAUUUGCGGAUUAAUCUCUGGCAUCUGGAAAUUACAGACAGGAGUUUUAAUAUUGUGGAUAUCAAGCCUGCCAAUAUGGAAGAGCUCACAGAGGUGAUAACGGCUGCAGAAUUUCAUCCCAACAGCUGUAACACGUUUGUGUACAGCAGCAGUAAAGGAACUAUUCGGUUAUGUGACAUGAGGGCAUCUGCGCUCUGUGACAGGCAUUCUAAGUUGUUUGAAGAACCUGAAGAUCCCAGCAACAGGUCAUUUUUUUCUGAAAUCAUCUCCUCUAUUUCUGAUGUAAAAUUCAGCCAUAGUGGUCGCUAUAUGAUGACUAGAGACUAUUUGUCAGUCAAAAUUUGGGACUUGAAUAUGGAAAACAGGCCCGUGGAGACAUACCAGGUACAUGAAUACCUCAGAAGUAAACUUUGCUCACUGUAUGAAAACGACUGCAUAUUUGACAAAUUUGAAUGUUGUUGGAAUGGGUCUGACAGGUAA
Psammomys obesus (fat sand rat) is the source of this 1131-nucleotide messenger RNA. RefSeq names its product protein phosphatase 2 regulatory subunit Balpha (gene Ppp2r2a). The record is from RefSeq and is a predicted model, not a curated record. The transcript has 9 exons. Gene Ontology annotation, cellular component: protein phosphatase type 2A complex; cytosol. Gene Ontology annotation, biological process: peptidyl-serine dephosphorylation. Lineage: Eukaryota; Metazoa; Chordata; Mammalia; Rodentia; Muridae. The coding region runs from base 64 to 1131 and encodes 355 amino acids. Gene Ontology annotation, molecular function: protein binding; protein phosphatase regulator activity.